Molecule: messenger RNA, 810 nt
Organism: Epithele typhae
Lineage: Eukaryota; Fungi; Basidiomycota; Agaricomycetes; Polyporales; Epitheliaceae
Product: DHS-like NAD/FAD-binding domain-containing protein
Exons: 7
Molecular function (GO): histone deacetylase activity, NAD-dependent; NAD+ binding
Source: RefSeq, a predicted model, not a curated record
CUUGUUGGUCGGGAUGCUGUCUCUGUCGCGGAGUACAUGCAAUCCGACGAUUGCCGGAAAGUCUUCGUCAUGCUAGGAGCAGGUGUCAGCACUUCCGCGGGCAUUCCCGACUUCCGAUCUCCAGGAACAGGUCUUUAUCACAACCUGGCAAAACUGAAUCUUCCGUAUCCCGAGGCCGUUUUUGAAAUCAACUACUUCCGCAACAACCCGCUUCCAUUCUACACUCUCGCCCGCGAGCUAUACCCCGGGAAGUUUCGCCCGACGCCCACCCAUACUUUCGUAAAGCUCCUGGCCGACCACAAGCUCCUCGACACUUGUUUCACACAGAACAUCGACACGCUGGAGCGUCAAGCCAAUGUGCCCGGCCACCGCAUUGUGGAGGCCCACGGCAGCUUCGCAGAUCAACACUGUAUCGAAUGUCAUCGGCCGUUCGACGGGCAGAGGCUCCGCGCGGCUAUCGAGAAGAGCCAGGUCGCGCACUGCGACAAGUGCAAGGGUCUCGUCAAGCCAGACAUCGUCUUCUUCGGCGAGUCGCUGCCCGCGCUCUUCCACCAGACGGUGCCGAAGCUGCGCGAGGCCGACCUGCUGAUCGUCAUUGGCACGUCGCUCAAGGUGAACCCGUUCGCGGCGCUGACCGGGUUCGUGCCGGACGACUGCCCGCGCGUGCUCAUCAACAUGGAGCGCGCGGGGGACAUCGGCCGGCGCGCGGACGACGUCGUGCUGCUGGGGCGGUGCGACGACGUCGUGCGCGAGCUGGGCGCGGCGCUCGGCUGGGCGGACGAACUCGAGCGCGAGUGGGCGAAGACGGAC